Closterium sp. Yama58-4 is the source of this 1992-nucleotide messenger RNA. The record is from the annotation of a GenBank genome assembly. NCBI's taxonomy places the organism in Eukaryota, Viridiplantae, Streptophyta, Zygnematophyceae, Desmidiales, Closteriaceae.
AUGGGAGAAGAUGUGAUUCUACGACUUGCCUUGCCACUCGAUUUGCCGUUCUUGCGGAAAUCCCGGAGGUGUCUAAUUGAUCUCAAGACUAGCCUGCAUUCCCUUUUUUUCUGUUUCCCCCGUUAUUCCUCCCUUGUCGUGACGUUUAUUUUAUUUGCCGGGGAGCCCGUUGUCCAAUCCAGCGGCGACACGUCAGCACCGUCCGACGAGUUCCGCGGCGCGGACGGGCGCGUGUACCACUCGCACGACGGGCUCGCGCCGCAUUCGCACGAGCCGCUCGACAGCGCGGGGAGCUUCGCGCUGCGCGCGCCGCCCCUGGCGAACCGCGACCUGGCGGAGCGCGCGUUUACCGUUGGAAUCGGCGGGCCCGUCGGAUCAGGCAAAACCGCUCUCAUGCUCGCCCUCUGCCGCACGCUACGCGACAAGUACAGCCUGGCUGCGGUUACCAACGACAUCUUCACGCAAGAGGACGGCGAGUUCCUGAUAAAGCACGCCGCCCUCUCGCCGCCCGGCCGCAUUCGAGCGGUCGAGACGGGCGGCUGUCCGCACGCCGCCAUCCGGGAGGACAUCAGCAUCAACUUGGGGCCACUGGAAGAACUGUCUUCUCAAUUCAGCGCGGACAUGCUGCUGUGCGAAUCAGGGGGAGACAACCUAGCGGCCAACUUCAGCCGAGAGCUAGCGGACUACAUUAUCUACAUCAUUGACGUGUCGGGCGGCGAUAAGAUCCCCAGGAAGGGCGGCCCGGGGAUCACACAGGCAGACCUGCUGGUGGUGAACAAGACUGACCUGGCGCCGGCGAUUGGUGCUGACCUGGCAGUCAUGGAAGCGGACGCGCUGCGCAUGCGGGAUGGCGGGCCCUUGGUGUUUGCACAGGUGAAGCAUGGGGUGGGGGUGCCGGCCAUAGUGGACCAUGUGCUCACAGCAUGGAGUGCCGCUACAGGCCAGUCCAGGAGGCAGGCCGCAUUCCCGCAUCGGAUCCCAUUCUUAAAACUGGUUCAGAUGGCAGCAGCGUCGUCAGGGACUACAGCAUCCCUAAAUGGCCUGUCGAAUGUCGGCGCCAGCCACGCCGCCAUUCGCGGCCCGCGCUUCGGCACCCACGGCCGACGUGUCACUCCUGUCGCCGCCGCGACGCGCGCGACAUUACCGAGAUUUCGAGCCGAUUGCGACACGUGGCAAUCGGCCAUUGCGCGAAAAUGCGGGUGGUCCAGCGGGGAGAUUGGGGGAGUAUGGGGAAACGGCGGGAUUGCUGGAGGGUUGCGCAGGCGCGCGGAACGGAAGGGGGGAGUAUCUGCAGCGGGUGCCGGUGGGGUGGGAGUGGUUGUGGUAGCGGCGGCGGGAGCGGAGCAGUCGCCUUAUGACGUGCUGGGAGUGCCUCGAGGCGCGUCUCAGAAGGAGAUUAAAUCCGCGUUUCGGCGACUGGCUCUCAAGUACCAUCCUGACGUGAAUAAAGCGCCCGACGCACAGCAGCGCUUUGUGCGCAUCAAGCAGGCGUAUCAAACUCUCACAGACCCCGACGCUGCUGCCAACGCCAAGGCGCGAGCAGCCUCGCAGCGGCAGCAGCAGCAGUGGGCGCGGAGCAGCAGCAGCAGCAACAGGGCGAGGGGGGGGUAUGGGGCGCAGUGGGACGCAGAUUUCAGCGGUCCAUUCGAUCCGUUUGAUGCGUGGAAGGGGCCAAAGAACAAACCAGAUGACUUCUACAGUCUUGACGAUUUCUUCAAGGACCUCCAGAAGGACUUUGAGGAGAAGCAGAAGGAGCGGGGCAGCGGCAAGCCCAAGAGCCUUUGGGAGGAGCUGGCGGACCUUGGCGAGGACUUGGUGGAUUUCUUGGAGAAGAAUGUACCAGAGCAGCAAGAGAAGCCCACAUACAGCAAGGAAUAUUUCUACUCGGGAGCCAGCAGCAGACCCGAUGCCCAACAUAGUGCGUGGGAGGAGAGGAUAAAGAAGGAGAUUGAUGACGAGUUGCAGCAGCUGAAGCGGGCGAUGGGGCUGUGA